AGCAACAAGCAACAUGUUUGUGACUAUAAAUUGACUUGGCAAAGUGUCGAAGCUUUUCAAUUGUUCGUCAUCAGCUGAAAGAGUGACACCUGUUGAGUGCCAUAAACAGAAGGAUAUACAUGCAUACUUACUUAGUGGCAUACCAUCAGUAAUACUUCCGAAUGUAUAAUUUGCUAAACUAAAUUCUGUGUUUCUCAUUUAAUUAGUGAUUUGCGGUUUUGUCCUGAGGGUCACUAAUCGGUGGAUCUUUCGUCAAGCAUAUGGCAGCUCCUGCCACACGUAAUACUGAAAAUUCAAUUAAAAUGCUCGUUGGCAAUUAGUGCAUGUGUAAAUACAUAAUAUAUACGCACACACAUAUAUUAUUCGGUACGCGUUGUGUGUGUGUAUGUGUAGGCAUUUAGAGCAAAUCAAGUUAUCCGUAUCCUUAUUAAACGGGGAUUAAAAGUUCAUCCAACCGUUGCGUACAUAAAAUAAUAGGUAUGUCUGAACAAAAACCUGGCGAUAUUACGGACGCUCGGAUGCAUUCAAGUGUUGUGCGCACAGCAUCCGAGCUAAAUGCAGCUAGUGGCAAAAGACGCUCUUCUACACCGAAUUUCGGAAAUACAAAUCGUUGUAUUAUUGCUGUAAUCGUCUACUUCGCGUUGCUGUUGGAUAAUGUUUUGUUAACUGUAAUUGUGCCCAUAUUGCCCGAUUACCUAGCGACUAUAAAUAACAGGACACAACACACUCCGUUGGAGACAUUCAACAGUUACAAUGUCACAACCGCUGCUCUCAGUGUCGGUAUAGCCAAUCCCCUCACAUCACCGCACAAUUUGGCCUAUCGGUAUAUUGAUGGCGCACACCAACCCAUACAAACAAUCAUGACGAAGCAUCCGAUACCCAGCAAGUCAAACUUUACGCUGCUGCAUGUCGAUGAUAAAGUAAUACUUACGCCCGCUGAGCAUAAGCAAUUGCGCUACAUUAACGCAGGUACUGGUGGUGGCAGCGGAGGUGGUGGGAUAAUGACGAAAAGCGCAAUCACCGGAAAUUCCACAGGCACUGCCGCCAUACAAAAAGAGUUCGUUAAAGCGAAUGCCAAUGAUGAUAGUAUUGCCGCCAAAUCCGUCACUUCCACUACUACUGGAGCAGGCUCUGUCACUGACAUCAAUCAUGACGGCAAAGCUACGGGCAGACGCGCAGAUUCCUAUGAUAGCUUGACCAGUGAAAACAGUUCCAUUGGGAUAUUGUUGUCGAUGAAGGCAUUGGUGCAGUUAAUAUUCAACCCAAUCGUCGGCAACAUGACUACUAAAUUUGGUUAUCGAUUGCCGAUUGUAGCAGGCACAUUUCUGCUGCUCUUAUCUUCAGUAGUUUUUUCUGUGGGCGAGACAUACAUGGAGCUGUUACUUGCGCGCGCUAUACAGGGUGUCGGCUCGGCUUGUAUUGGCGUGUGUGGUAUGAGUCUGGUGGCGCAGCUCUAUCCGGAAGAGGACCGUCGCUCCAAAGUGAUGGGCAUAAUUUUAGGUAGCAUAGCUUUGGGAGUAUUGCUUGGUUAUCCAUUUGGUAGCAUACUUUACGAUUUAAUCGGAAAGUCAGCGCCGUUCAUAAUACUCUCUACGGUGAUAUUUUUAAAUUUGGGAAUGCAGCUUUUGACAAUGGAUCUGUCCAUACAGCCUGAGGUUACAACAGGCGCAGAUGAGGAGCAACCCAAAUGGCGUCCGUUACUCGAAAGCAAAAUGAUACUCGCAAUUGUUGUUGCUAUAUGGUUUUCAACCUCCACCAUGGCUAUAUUGGAACCGUGUUUACCCAUUUGGCUAAUACAGAACCUUCAUCCCACUAAAUGGCAAUUGGGUACAGUUUUCAUACCAGAUUCUGUUGGAUAUUUUAUUGGCACCAAUUUCUUUGGCACAUUUGCAUACAAAUAUGGGCAAGUGAAAAUUUCCUGCAUUGCAUUAUUACUUGUCGGAGUUUCAGCGUUUUUGAUUCCAAGCGCCACCACAGUCAGCCAAUUGCUCUUGCCCCAUUUCGGUUUGGGUUUGAGUAUUGGAGUUAUUGAUGCAGCGUUGGUGCCGCUACUGGCUAGUUUUGUUGAUGCCACCUUAGCGCAGGAGGAACAAUGCGAAAGCGAUGGCAUUGGCGGCGGUAACUCCAUGUCCAGCUAUGGCACAGUUUAUGCCAUACAACAGACAUCUGUUAGUUUAGCCUAUUGCUUAGCUCCUUUACUGGGUGGCGAGUUGGCGCAAACAUUUGGUUUCUCUUGGCUAAUGCGCAUUGUUGGUUUCUUAAACAUAUGUUACGGGCCCGUAUUAGUAUUACUGCAUCAAAAGUAUAAUCCCAAGACCAUACGCGAAAAGCACAAUGAGUUAUUGCUCAGAAACAGUGGCCAUAGCACCCAGUAUAAGCAACUCUACAACUCUAUUGACAUAGAGUAAAAAUUUGCAAUUGUUCGAUUAACAGAAGAUCGUUUGCAACGGUGGAAAUUCCGGCAAACUUUGCCAUCAACUUAAAACUAGGAACUAAGAAAUAUUGUAAAUAGUUUUACGUCAGUUAAGUUGUUGUAAUAUGCAUACACUCUUAUUGUAUUUAUCGACUGUCCCCAAAUAAUUAUAAAUAACA
Rhagoletis pomonella (apple maggot) is the source of this 2592-nucleotide messenger RNA. RefSeq names its product synaptic vesicular amine transporter (gene prt). Lineage: Eukaryota; Metazoa; Arthropoda; Insecta; Diptera; Tephritidae. Gene Ontology annotation, biological process: aminergic neurotransmitter loading into synaptic vesicle; transmembrane transport. Gene Ontology annotation, cellular component: terminal bouton; synaptic vesicle membrane. Gene Ontology annotation, molecular function: serotonin:sodium:chloride symporter activity. The record is from RefSeq and is a predicted model, not a curated record. The transcript has 9 exons. Bases 480 to 2408 code for a protein of 642 amino acids.